Aspergillus pseudonomiae is the source of this 676-nucleotide messenger RNA. RefSeq names its product NUDIX hydrolase. NCBI's taxonomy places the organism in Eukaryota, Fungi, Ascomycota, Eurotiomycetes, Eurotiales, Aspergillaceae. Gene Ontology annotation, biological process: diadenosine pentaphosphate catabolic process; diadenosine hexaphosphate catabolic process; adenosine 5'-(hexahydrogen pentaphosphate) catabolic process. The record is from RefSeq and is a predicted model, not a curated record. Bases 165 to 644 code for a protein of 159 amino acids. Gene Ontology annotation, molecular function: bis(5'-adenosyl)-pentaphosphatase activity; diphosphoinositol-polyphosphate diphosphatase activity; endopolyphosphatase activity. Gene Ontology annotation, cellular component: cytoplasm; nucleus. The transcript is spliced from 2 exons.
UUACUUUCCGCAAACCCUACACUCUUUUGGUUCCUUGUCGCGUGGACUGCAGCGCGAGCUGCCCAUCACUGAUUCAUCCAAUCCCUCUAUCUAUAGCCUAUCUGGCCCAGGUGGCGUAGAGGGUUCUUAUUGUUUGACCUAUUUUCUCUGUUUCUUGAUCCAAGAUGGUGGAUCAAACUCGGUCAAUGGAGUCCCGCACAGGACGGAAAAACCAACGAUACGGAUCGAAAGGCGAACGUCUUGUGGCCGGUGUGGUCCCCUUGUCGACCGAUAAGUCACAGGUGCUUAUGAUUCAAUCUGCGGGACGAGGUGGCUGGGUACUUCCCAAAGGUGGAUGGGAAACCGAUGAAGAAACCGCCCAACAAGCCGCUUGCAGAGAGGCCUGGGAAGAGGGUGGCAUAAUCUGCACAGUGCUUAGAGAUUUGGGGUUGAUCCCUGACAUGCGCCCCUCUACUCUAUUGACGUCGCAUGCACCCAAGGCAACUUACCAAUUCUUCGAGGUCACCGUUGACCGUGAGGAAGCGCAAUGGCCAGAAAUGCAUAAACGAAAACGUCAAUGGGUCUCAUAUGCGCAAGCCGCAGCUGCUCUUGCGAGCCGCCCAGAGCUCUUAGAGGCAUUGAAUCGCAGCUCCAUGAAACGGUAGCGACUGCCUUCCCUUGCCUGAUAUUCCGGUCC